UUAUUUAUAAACAAAAAAAAAAAAAAAAAAAUUAAUAAAACCUCUCUCACAUUCAUUCACCUAUCUUGGAUUCUUUGUUUAUUCCUCAUCAACCAACAUAAUAACUAUGUCUUCAAGUGGUGGUGGUAGUAGUGGGAAGGAGUUAGUAGAAGGAUCAAGCUCACCAACACUUAGCCGCUAUGAAUCCCAAAAGAGAAGGGAUUGGAACACUUUUGGGCAAUACUUGAAGAAUCAAAGACCCCCAGUUCCACUAUCACAUUGCAAUUGCAACCAUGUCUUGGAUUUUCUAAGGUACCUUGACCAAUUUGGUAAAACCAAGGUACACAUCCAAGGGUGCAUGUUUUAUGGGCAGCCAGAGCCGCCCGCACCCUGUACUUGUCCUCUUAGGCAGGCCUGGGGUUCCCUAGACGCCCUGAUAGGGAGACUCAGGGCUGCCUAUGAGGAGAACGGUGGAUCUCCUGAGACUAAUCCUUUUGCAAACGGCUCUAUUCGUGUUUACCUCAGAGAGGUUAGGGAGUGCCAAGCUAAGGCUAGGGGUAUCCCUUACAAGAAGAAGAAGAAGGUCGCCGCCGCCACCACCAGCCAAGGAAGCAGUAGUAAGGGAAAUUGUGAUGAUUCAUCACCCUCCACCACCAUGCACUACUCUUGAAUAUUUCUUCAAUUCCUCCUUCCUUCAUUACUUGAUGGAUAUAUAUGUAUGUAGCAUAUAAUCAAAUUGGAGGAGUUCUUCUUUGCAAGCUAAGGCACACUCUAUGUAUGCAAGGUUUAUUAAUAAUAUAAAUAAUAAAUAAUAUAAUGUAGCAUAUAAUCAAUAUAGGAUGAGGUUCUUAAUUCACAAGGCACAAUCUAUGGGAGGUUUGGUCUCUAUGUUUAAUAA
Molecule: messenger RNA, 877 nt
Organism: Arachis duranensis
Lineage: Eukaryota; Viridiplantae; Streptophyta; Magnoliopsida; Fabales; Fabaceae
Product: protein LIGHT-DEPENDENT SHORT HYPOCOTYLS 10
Exons: 2
Coding region: 107-649 (180 amino acids)
Biological process (GO): response to light stimulus; mRNA transcription
Cellular component (GO): nucleus
Source: RefSeq, a predicted model, not a curated record